AUGAAUAAUAAUUAUUUUAUAUUAUUCUGUAUUCUUGCAAUUAUUUCUCAGGUUCAAUCAGUUGAUCCUAGCUGUAAAGGUAUCAUAAAUACAAAUCCAAUAUUACACGAUGAACCAACUUUUGUAAAUUCGGUACCAAAUGGUAAACGUUUUGUUGUUGGAUCAGGUUAUGAUAAAAUUAAUAUUGUACAUCUUUAUGGUGGUACACCAUAUGACAUGGGUCUUGCACUUGGUAAAUUAAUGAGUGAAGAUUUACAACAUCUUGUUCCUGAAUAUUUUGCUUAUUUGGAUAACAAAAUUGAAGAUUUGAUUAAGACAUUACCACCAUUAGUUGCAAAAUGGAUUGCUGAAUUAGGUUUAUUAGGUGCUCUUGAUCUUAAUUAUGAAAUUACACGUUUUUAUACUCCACCAUGGUAUGAUGAAGAACUUCGAGGUCUUGCUGCUGGUAGUGGUAUAUCUUAUGAAAAUAUUCGUCGACUCAAUCUACUUCCAGAACUAAUCAAAGCUGCUUGUUCUGUUAUAGGAGCAUGGGGUCAAUCGACGUUGUCGAAAACAACAUUACUUCAUCUUCGUUCAUUAGAUUGGGAUGAAAAGGCACCCAUUGCUAAAUAUGCUACAGUAACUGUUUAUCAUCCAAAUACAUCAUAUGAAGGUUAUGAAAAUCAUUUUCAUGAUUAUUAUAAACAAAAAUAUUCGGGUUCUUAUACAUUUGCUAAUUUUGGUUAUCUUGGUCUUAUUGGAUCGAUUGGUGCUUAUAAUGAAGUUUCCGUUGGUUUAGGUCAAAAAGUUUGGAUUACAAAAGAACAAGAUAUAACAUCACGAUUUGGAAAUCCAUGGACAUAUGUUCUUCGAGAUGUUGUUCAAUUUUCUAAUACAAUAGAUACUGUACUAACUAUGCUUGUGAAUGCUAAACGUACUUGUUCAGUUCAUCUUGGUCUUGGAGAAUAUCAUCGAAAUACUUCAAUAGCUAGUGAUCAAACAAUCGAUUUUCUUGGUAUUGAAUAUAGUGCAAAAGAAUUUAACGUCUUCUCCUGGAAAGAUAUGUAUAAUACACCAAAUCAUCCAAUAUUAGAUGAUGUUGUUUAUUGGGAUCCACACCCUCAACCUUCGAAUGAUACAUGUUUAGGUAGUUUAUUAGUUGAACAUUAUGGUCAUCUUGAUGCACCAACCAUUAUUCGAAAUAUUACUAGUCAAUUAAGAACAGGCAAUACGCUUAAUUUAGUACUUGAUUAUGCUGAAAAUGCUGCCUAUCUAGCUUAUAGUGCUCCUGAUGACCCACAAGGGCCAUUAGAAGCUUUUAAUCGAGUUCAUACAAGACUUGACAUGGCUAAAUUAUUUGCUGAACCAGCACCAAAAUAA
Molecule: messenger RNA, 1359 nt
Organism: Adineta steineri
Lineage: Eukaryota; Metazoa; Rotifera; Eurotatoria; Adinetida; Adinetidae
Source: the annotation of a GenBank genome assembly